Molecule: messenger RNA, 3480 nt
Organism: Plasmodium coatneyi
Lineage: Eukaryota; Apicomplexa; Aconoidasida; Haemosporida; Plasmodiidae
Product: GTPase activator protein
Exons: 2
Coding region: 1-3480 (1159 amino acids)
Source: RefSeq, a predicted model, not a curated record
AUGGGGGAUCCAAACGCUGUGGAGCUGCGCCCUAUCGACGAAGACCACAGCGAAGGGGACAAAAAUUCGGGAAACGCAGGUGAUAGAAGGAAGCACCAUCGAAGGAAGGAGAAUGCACCUGGUUCGCAUAGUGAUGACCGACGGGGAAGUCAAUCAGGGGGGCACAGCGAUGCACACAAAAGGAGGCAAAAUAGCCACCACGGUAGGGAUUGUUCGGGGAGGGGAAGUGCAGAGCCAAUCAGGGGUGAAAACGGCGCAUCAGCGAAGGAAGCUGUUAACAAACAUGCUAAUGAAGCAACCAACGAAGCAGCUGCGGAAACCUCCCGACCAAGGGAACGGCGAAGCCGCGGGCCCAGCGAGGGGCAAGACGACUCCACCUGUGCCGACCUCGAUGAAGAAACCAAGUUUAUGGAAAACUGGGAGGAAACGCAGAAAAGGCUGUACGAUCCAACGAUAGGGUUAAGGAGGCACUACACAAACGAACUACUCUCAUGUGGGGAAAAGAACAACGUACGUGUAUUGGAGAAGUGGUCCUCUAUGAUUAACAGAGACAUCAACUGGUUCAUGAAGACACACAAAACGACCUUCCUAAGGAGAGUAAAAAGAGGGAUCCCACAAAAAUAUAGGUGGAAAGUGUGGUUCCAAAUAACCAACAGUAAAAUUCUGCUGAACAAAUUUCAAAAAAAAUAUUAUUUUUUAUCAAAAAAAAAGUCCAAUUAUACAAAUUUGAUAACAAUAGAUAUAUCGAGGACCUUCCCCGAGUUGUUAAUAUUUGAUAAAUAUGCUCAGGAGCAGCUUUUUCGCAUUUUAAAUGCGUAUUCAAAUUAUGAACCGUCUGUAGGGUACUGUCAAGGGAUGAAUUUCCUCGUGGGACUCCUACUCAUAGUCAGCAACUUCAACGAAAUGGAAACGUUCUGCGUACUAGUUAGUCUCAUGAAUAAUUAUCACCUGAAGGAAUUUUAUAAAGAAAAAUUUCCUCUACUUAAUAGAUACAUCUACCUGUUUGAGAAAAUAUUACAAUGUGAAGUUCCCGACUUGGUUGACCAUUUCAAUCAGGAGGAAGUAUUCCCCCCUGUGUACCUACACCAGUGGUUACUAACACUAUUCAUUGCUAGUCUCCCCAUCAAAAGUGUAAUAGUCAUAUGGGAUUACCUCUUCAGUACGAGCAUAAAAACCAUUCUCUUGAUUUCCGUUGCUCUGUUGAAAAUAUUAAAAAGCUACCUAAUGAAACAUAAAUUUGAAAAAAUUUUAAAAUUAUUAAAAUCGUUAAAGUACAAUGAAAGCAACGAUGAUAUUCUCAUAGCAAAGCUGUUGAUUAAAAAAUCCGAGUCUGUUAAUUUAAGUCCUGAACUUAGCUUCCUCUUUGAUAAUAUUGAGAGGGAGGAUAUUCCCUUCGAUGGACAGUUCAAAUUUUUCAUUGGAGAUAUCAACAAUUGCCAUUUUACCCACGUGGAGGAACAGCUCAACCCCAAUGGUACAGCACUUACUGAUGGUGCAAACAAGGACCAAGCGAGAAGCACCAAUUGGGACCAGUCUUGCCCAGCCAACUCCACUCCAGGGAACUUCCCCCCAGGGAUCUUUUCCCCUGUGAGCUUCACCCCGGGCAAUUUUAGCCCGUCCAAUUUGUCUGCCCUUGAUGGAGUUCCCCUGCUGAACUUCUUCUCCAACCGAGUGCUUAAAAGGGACAGCAAAGCGGAGCGUCAAGGAGAGAGGAAAUAUUCCCAGGGGAAAGCGUCUAGGGGGCAGAGCCACACGCCCCAGAGAUCGCCAAAACCAAAGCGAACGCAUGAAGAAGAUGCGAAGGAAAUGACCCCGCCAAACAACUGCGAUAGGAGAGGUAGAAGGGGAGAGGAAAAGGAAAACCAACAGGAUGAAUAUGAUGAGGAUAUCCAACAUGGGGAGGAAAAAGCGAAGAACGUACGAGAGCGAAAUAACAUGAACACCUUUUACUACAAAAUUUUAAGCAGCAAUGAAAAGAACUUAAAAAGAAAUAAAAAUGCAACUGUGACUAGCCAAAAUAGCAGCAACGAAACGGGAAAUGACAUUUUCAGCAAUUCGACCAACCAGACCGAUCGGACCCACCAACAUGUGAAGUCCUCAAGUGUGCCCAGGUCACUCCCCAUCGGAGGAAGCAAAUCGAAAAGCAUCAACAUGAACAGGAGCACUGGGGAGUACUACGUUGCAGGGAGGGGAAGGCAACCACCACGCACUAACCAUAAGAAGGACUCAAAGGGGAUGUUGCCAAAUCAGAUUGGUUCAUGCCCAAGUAGUUACGAAGAGAAGAAGCGUACGCCACUGAAUUGUGAUCGUAGCGACGCGGCAACCGGGGAGAACCAUCAGAAGUCACUCCGUUCUGCGAAUGAGGGAAGCCACUCACGCCAUGCAGAUAGUAACGAACCUAGCCAGGGAAUCACCGAAGACAAUGCAAUGACUAACACGAACGACUAUAAGAUGUAUGACAGUUAUGUAAGCGAAGAAGAUUUGUCUAGCUUCAACGUAGCGGGACAGCAAAUUAUUAAAAGUGGGAAGAAAAGUCGCCAUAACCGUGGCAGGGGCGAAAAAAGAACUGAUGACCAACGUGGCUAUAGAGAGGAACAUCCCUCCGAUGAAGAGGACGAUCAAGCAGACCAACACGUGUUGUACAAAAGUGACUCCUUCGUCGAAUUCAACCGAAGGAAGAAAUGCGAUUCAGGGGGGAAGAAGCAGGAACAGGGAGAAAAAUACGAUUUACUAAAAGGAAAAUCCAUAACUUAUCGUAAUGGGAAUGGAAAGGAAGAGAAAGAAACGAGGAACAACUGUCGUUACAACUCUCAUUGCAACUCCCGUAGCAACUCCGUGGAGGAAAAUCAACAAACAAAACAGUUCAGACUUAGUAAGGAAAGGAAAAGUCUCACAGGCAGCUUAAAAAGACACGCAUAUUACCAUAACCCAAAUGACGCCAAUAAUGAGUCUUACUACCCCUUUAGGGAAAACUCUGCCCCGAGGGAUGAAGGCGACUGGCUAAGGGAUGAUGACAACCAAGCAGAAAGUAUCAUCACAGGAAAGGUGAAACAGUUUGAAAAAAAAAUGAAUGAAGAGGAGGAACAAGAAAUUAGCAAUGCGAAGGAACUACGCAGGACCAAAACAGGAGAAACAGCUGAAAGUCAAGAUAAAAAUCAGGAUGAAGAAAUCGAAGAAGCGGAAGACGACAACGAUGAGGAAGAAGAAGGAGAAAGCAUUUUCAGCAUCAGCCAAUAUAUUAACCCGGAAGACAGCGAAAAGAAACAAAACAAUGAGGAAAAAAAUAAUGGACUAGGUAUUUUUAAUUUAAUACACUCCUACGCCAAAGAGAGUAGCUGGUUUGACGUGUCUUCAAUAAAUAAAUACUACCAGUUUGGCAAAGCCAGCGGAGACAUGGAGUUGGGUGACAUAAACGCAGAUAACGAAGGGGAGAAUAAGGGGCCGUAUGCACAGGGUCAGAAGCGGGACGAUGGGAACUAG